AUGGUGUGCGAGAUUGACGUGGAGAUGGUGCAUGAGAUUGACAUGGACACGGUGCCUGGUGUUGAUGUCGACACGGUGCAUGUGAUUGACGUGUGCACGGUGCAUAAGAUUGACAUGGACAGCGUGGAUGAGAUUGAUGUGGACACGGUGCGUAAGAUUGACGUGGACACAAUGUGUUUGAUUGACGUGGACACGGUGUGUGUGAUUGACAUGGACAUGGUGUGCGAGAUUGACAUGGAGAUGGUGUGUGAGAAUGACGUGGAUAUGGUGCCUGGUGUUGAUGUCGACACAGUGCAUGUGAUUGACGUGUGCACAGUGCAUAAGAUUGACAUGGACAGUGUGGGAAUGAACAGAAAGGAAUUGAAACCACCCCAUCACCAAGGACCUCAUAUACUGGGCCUUCAAAAAGUAUAUGUUCAGUUAAAGAAAGAAAGGAAACUGCAGUUUGCCACUGGUGGGCAAGCAUACCUGCUUCCCAAAACAUCGGUGGUCAUCAAGUGUCCUGUUAGAAGAUUCCGGAAAUCCAUGAUAACAUGGGAGAAAGAUGGAAAACAUUUGUCAAGCUCUCCCCAUGUCACUGUCACUCAUUUAGGUUAUAUCAAAAUAAAUCAUCUGAAGCCUGUAAAUAUUGGCACCUAUACAUGUGUAGCUGGGCUUGUGCGUGAUAAUUUUGUGAUUAAAAUAAUUGGAAACAACAAGAAACUGAUUGAGUCACCGUCCAGUAACCAGGAAGCAGGCAUUGGGAAUGGAAUUUCAAAUAAAGCACUAAGUCCCAAGGACAAAUAUCUGCCUGGUUUGAAGAUGAAUGGUAGCAUGUCGGACAAAAAUCAAUUCUUCUUAAACUGCCAGAGUCAAUAUGAUGGAAUUAUUCUUAAACUCCUGGAGAUAAAAGGUUGGUCUCAAGACAGCCUAGAUUCAAGGGAGUCCCAGGGAUCCACAGAGAAGGACUUCACAUCUGUAGAGGAUGCUAGCAUGGAGUCUAUCAUUCCAUUAACAUACGUAAUAGAUCAGGUAAGAUUGGAAGAAAUUAGGAGGGCCAUAUCACAGCAGACUGAUGAUCUGAAGGAUGUCUAUGCUACCCAAAUUAUUGGCCAGUUAGUUGCUGAGAUUUCCAAGGGCCAACCAGAUACCAAUAAAUCCAAACAGAAACAUGGGGAGAGAAACUCUGACACCAGUUCGGUGAAACCUUCUUUCCAUAAAUUUGCUACCAAUGAUCAUGGAGUAUCAAAAUUAUCCUCAGUGGAUUGGUCCAGUUCUAAGGAAUCUAUUCAUACAUCUAAAGAGUUAAUCAAGGCACCAGUAAUACUGCAAAAGACCAAUGACAAAGGGCUGUCUCUGUCAGCAGAGGUCAUUGCUGAUGUGGGGCACACAAUAUUGCUGACUGACUGGACCCAUAAAUUGAUGUUGAGGUGUGAAGCAGAAGGAAACCCAAAACCUGUCAUUAGCUGGACAAAGAAUGGCCAAAUGUUGAAAUACAGCCACAGGUUGGAUGAAGUAGCAGUUGUGGAUCAUUUUGGAGAUAGUGACUAUAAUACAGUUCGAUUGAGCAUUAUUAUGGAAAAAGAUAAAGAUAGAACAGGCAUAAAAGUUCUAAAUCGGGGGAAGACAAAUUUUACAAAGCUGGGAGAACACACCUGGGCAUCAACCAUUGAAAUGAGUGGGAUUAAAUUAGACAGCUUCUAUAAGGCACUCCAAUACAAAAACCGGAAAGGUUUCCACUUGCGCAAUGGACAGCUGGUCUGUGACCAUGAGAAACUGAUCCUGCAGACUCUGCUACCCUCCUGGUGGAACCACGUGUGCAUGGAAAUGGGCAUCAAAUUGGAAUUAACGGCCUGGAUCUUCCUCAAAGCGGCAAUCAACAUCGAACUGCCACUCCGCUUGAACUUUUCCAUGCCUGGACAUUGCUCCACAUUUCUUGCUGGGUCUCCUGAGCCCGACUGCCCCCGAAAUGCAGAAUGCAGUGUCCGUGUUCCUGAGCCUACAGUCAGCUGGACAAAAUACCAGGGUUCACUUGAUGGGAAUGUUCUGCUUUUCCAGAAUGGAUCUCUCUCAAUAAUUAAUGCCAAUUUAGCAAAUCAGGGAUUAUACUCUUGUCAUGCAUCAAACACUCUUGGCCAAGUGAUGGCAACAACAAAUCUGCUAUUACACGAUCCCCCAAGAGUCUCACUCGAAUUGAAGGACUUGCUCCAACAGUUUGCACUCACUGGGUCUGAAGCUUACACAAUAUUUGCUACUAUUCCUGGAAUUAAAGAAGUGUUGAGUUCUGGAAGCAGUGUUCUGGUUGGCUGUCCUGUUAAAGGCCAUCCAAAACCCAGCAUCAGCUGGCUGCAUAAUGGCAAAAUCAUAAGCACAGGGUUAGGAGAGAAACAUCAGAUCUUAGCUUCACAACAGAUUCUUCAAAUCCUAACAGUCACAAAGGGAUAUCGAGGUAAUUACAGCUGUGUAGCUCGGAAUGAAGCUGGCAAUAUCACACUGAUGCUUACACUGGAGAUAGCAGCUCCAAAGUUGAAUUAUCGAGACAAUUUCAGUUCCUUUGUCUCUGUGUUAGAGUACGCGUGGUUGAUUGGUGAGCUCAUUCCAUGCUCAGCACCAUGUGGGAAUAAAGGUUUGCAGUUUCCGAAGUUAAAGUGUCUGAGGGACAACAGCAUUGAAGUUGACAAGUGUCACUGCAAGAGCAAGCCUCAACCAGAUAUCCGUGUGGUUGCUUGUAACGUAAGGGAUUGUCCUCCUCGGUGGAUUGUGAGCAGUUGGUCCCCUUGUCCUCAGUACUGCGGGGGAGGGACUCAGAGGCGUCUGGUCAGUUGUCAGAAGGUGACAGCAGCUGGAAUACUUCUCGAUCUGUCACCCGGCUUCUGUGCUCAGUCAGGAAAGAAACCAGUGGAUUCCCAGACCUGUAACAGGCAGCCAUGUUCAGAAUGGUUCACUUCAAAUUGGGGACAGUGCACUAGCCAGUGUGUGGGGCUGAGGCUGGGGAUGCAACAUCGUCAUGUAUUCUGUCAGUCACAGAAUGGAACCAAGUUACCGUCUCACCAAUGCAGCAGUAACACAAGGCCACUCAGCAGACAGAACUGUACCUCAGAUCUUUGUACUGUCCAGUGGCGCAGUAGUUCCUGGACAUCAUGCACCGCUUCCUGUGGCAAUUACGGCUUUCAGUCCAGGCGGGUGGAGUGUGUGCAUCUGCAGACAAACCAACAAGUGAGAGAACAAUUCUGCUCCUGGAAGCAGAGGCCAGUGAACUGGCAGAGAUGCAAUAUCAUCCCCUGCGAAAAAUCGGAAUGCAGAGACACAACCAGAUACUGUGAAAUGGUAAAGCGACUAAACCUGUGCCCUUUGUCCCAAUACAAACUUCGCUGCUGUGAAUCCUGCAGGGACAUCUGA
This is a messenger RNA of Carcharodon carcharias (great white shark), 3378 nucleotides long. Its product is annotated as ADAMTS-like protein 1. Gene Ontology annotation, biological process: extracellular matrix organization. Lineage: Eukaryota; Metazoa; Chordata; Chondrichthyes; Lamniformes; Lamnidae. The transcript has 15 exons. The coding region runs from base 1 to 3378 and encodes 1125 amino acids. Gene Ontology annotation, cellular component: extracellular matrix. Gene Ontology annotation, molecular function: metalloendopeptidase activity. The record is from RefSeq and is a predicted model, not a curated record.